UGCUGGUGCUACCGCUAUCAAUUGAGCAACGACCUUCCAAUCUUCCAACCUUUCCUCCUUCUCACAUUCUCCAUCUCUAAUCUCCUCCAUCUUCUUUCAUCAUCCAAACCUCCAAGGGAGAAACCAUAACGAACAAUCUCGAGGAUUCAUUCCAUCAAGACUUUUGACCUCUCUUUUCUCUUCUUGCAUAUUCUCUCAAAUACCCUUGAGCAAAGCCCGUUCCUUUUCUCUGCCCCCCCUAAAUCCGACCAUCUUCUUCCCCAAACAUGGCUGAGCUCCGCCGAAAGCUGGUCAUCGUCGGUGACGGUGCCUGUGGUAAAACUUGUUUAUUGAUCGUUUUCUCCAAGGGAACGUUCCCUGAGGUCUAUGUCCCUACCGUUUUCGAGAACUACGUCGCCGAUGUCGAGGUUGAUGGAAAGCACGUCGAGUUAGCCUUAUGGGAUACGGCUGGUCAGGAAGACUACGACCGUCUUCGACCUUUGUCCUACCCUGACUCUCACGUUAUCCUAAUCUGCUUUGCUGUCGACUCGCCCGAUUCUCUGGACAACGUUCAGGAGAAGUGGAUUUCUGAAGUCCUUCACUUCUGCCAAGGCCUGCCUAUCAUCCUCGUUGGCUGCAAGAAGGAUCUGCGCUACGACGCAAAGACAAUUGAGGAGCUCCGCAAGACUAGCCAGAAGCCUGUCUCCCCUGAGGAGGGUGAGGACAUUCGCAAGAAGAUUGGUGCUUACAAGUACCUUGAGUGCUCAGCCAAGACGAAUGAAGGUGUCCGAGAAGUUUUCGAGCACGCUACUCGCGCGGCUCUGCUGUCUCGCAAAAGCCAGAAGAAGCACUCCAAGUGCUUAGUCCUUUAAGAAAUGUACAACAUCUUUAUGAUACCUUCGACAUACCGUCAUGAUCCAUCAUCGUCCUAGGUUCGUCUCA
Molecule: messenger RNA, 921 nt
Organism: Daldinia decipiens
Lineage: Eukaryota; Fungi; Ascomycota; Sordariomycetes; Xylariales; Hypoxylaceae
Product: Rho type small GTPase
Exons: 5
Coding region: 267-851 (194 amino acids)
Biological process (GO): small GTPase-mediated signal transduction
Molecular function (GO): GTPase activity; GTP binding
Source: RefSeq, a predicted model, not a curated record